AUGCCUAAAGUUAAAAGAAGCAGAAAGCCUCCCCCUGAUGGUUGGGAACUCAUCGAACCAACAAUUGAUGAGUUGGAUACAAAAAUGAGAGAAGCCGAAACAGAUCCUCAUGAAGGGAAACGUAAAGUUGAGGCUCUGUGGCCUAUUUUCAGACUCCACCAUCAGAAAUCUCGCUAUAUUUACGAUUUAUUUUAUCGUAGAAAGGCGAUCAGCAAAGAAUUAUACGAGUACUGCUUGAAGGAAAAUAUUGCAGAUAAAAACCUGAUCGCCAAGUGGAAGAAGCAGGGAUAUGAAAACUUGUGCUGUCUGCGUUGCAUUCAAGUUCGGGAUACAAACUUUGGUGCUAACUGUAUUUGUAGGGUGCCCAGAUCAAAGCUGGAAUCGGGCAAAAUUGUGGAGUGUGUUCACUGUGGUUGUCGAGGAUGUUCUGGCUAA
Messenger RNA from Candidula unifasciata, 435 nucleotides. NCBI's taxonomy places the organism in Eukaryota, Metazoa, Mollusca, Gastropoda, Stylommatophora, Geomitridae. The record is from the annotation of a GenBank genome assembly.